Molecule: messenger RNA, 1773 nt
Organism: Ascochyta rabiei
Lineage: Eukaryota; Fungi; Ascomycota; Dothideomycetes; Pleosporales; Didymellaceae
Exons: 1
Coding region: 1-1773 (590 amino acids)
Molecular function (GO): zinc ion binding
Source: RefSeq, a predicted model, not a curated record
AUGGCGUCUCUCCCUCCCCAACGCCCCGCGUCGCAGCGCAGAGCCUCUCCCCCAGCGGAAGCCUCGCCGUCGUUGUCGUCGCAGCAGGAAGAGGCCACGCGCAGCAGCAGCUUCUCCGCCGCCUCGGUAGACUCGCAGACGCUUCUGCUCAACUCGUCGCACGCCUCGGUCGACGCGCAGACGGACGCCAAGACAGACACCAAGACGCAGGACGAGGCAUCGCAAGAGGCACCGCAGGAGGCACCGCAGGAGGCACCGCCGCAGAGCGCCGCGCCACAGCCACAGGAGGACGAGGAGCCGCGCAGGUGCUGGAUCUGCUUCAACGACGAGACCGAAGACGACGCCACAAGCUCAGAGUGGCGGUCGCCGUGCACGUGUUCGCUGGUUGCGCACGAGAAGUGCCUGCUGGACUGGAUCGCUGACAUGGAAGCACCUACGGCCGGGCGACGCGCCGGGCGCAAGACGGGCAGGAUCCUGUGUCCACAGUGCAAGGCAGAGAUCCGCGUGCAGCGCCCGCGCAGUGUCGUUGUCGACUCGGUGCGCGUCGUGGAGAAACUGGCCGGCACGCUGCUGCUGCCUGGCUUUGCCUUUGUCACGGGCACCGCCCUCUACUCGACCCUGACCCUGGCCGGCACCCAGACCAUAUACGCCAUCUUUGGCACACAGGACGCCGCCCAGAUUCUGGGGCCGCUGUACCAGGCCCCGACCCCAGGCAUGCCCUCGUCGCUGGCGAUACGGCUGGUCGAGCACCUGCGCCACCACUGGAGGCUGGACAUUGGCCUGCCGCUGAUACCGGCCAUCCUCGUCGCCAGCCGUACCACGCUCGCCGACUCGUUCCUCCCGUUCCUGCCACUCAUCUUCUUCGUCAGCUCAGGCCAGCCCGGCGACGAGAUGCUGCAGCUGCAGUGGCCUCCGAGCGCCGCCUUCUCCUUCGCUGCCCUGCCAUACCUGCGGGGCUUCUACAACGCAUACUACGACCGCAUCUGGGCGCCGCGAGAGCAACGGUGGCUCAAGGAGAUUCAGCCUCGCGCAGGCACCGAGGACGCUGCAGAGGCCGGCGGCUUACAGUUUGAGCUCGGCGCAGUACAUGAUCACGACCACGACCAUGACCACGAUCAUGACCAUGAGCACGGCCACGAUCACGUCCAUCAUGACCAUGAUGACGAAGUGGACGAGGUGCUCGAGGUGGAGGUAGACUUCGACAUCUUCGGCGACUGGAACAAUGGCGCACACAACAACCACAAUGGCGUUGAGCCCGCACCGCCAGCUGAGCCCGCACAUCCUCUCAAUGCUCCUCCACUCGCCGACGAAGACCAAGCGCCCCACGUUCACGAGCAAGCAGCACCGCCCCCCGAUAUCCCCGCCCAGCCGCGCCGCCAGCGUGUCCGCCGCGAACGCAACAUCGCAUUCUCCACCACUUCGUUAGCAGACACCAUCCUCGGUGCACUCAUAUUCCCCUCCAUAGCUGCCGCUGUGGGCGAGCUUCUCCGCGUCUCGCUACCAACAUCGUGGGUCUCGCCACCGGUCGGGGCGGCAAGCACAUCUUGGCUUGGCGGAUGGAUGGGUGUGGGGGGCAAGAUUGGCGGGAAAGGCAGGCCCACGGGGUUCUUACAGACAAAAUGGGGCAGGAGCUUAGUUGGAGGAUGCUUGUUUGUAGGGUUGAAGGACGCAAUCAUGCUCUACGUGCGGUGGAAGAUGGCACAGAACCACAGGCGGAGGAAGGUCUUGGAUCACGAUCGAGCACGGAAGAGCAGGAGCACUGCGCAGGCCUGA